UCCCUCCCAGGGACACAGGGAAGCUUACAUAGAAAUCUCUACCCACUCCCCCAACAGUUCCGCUGAGACAGAGGAACUAGUCCAAAGUCACCCAGUGAGCUUUCAUAGCCAAGGGCGGAAUAGAAACUGCGUCCCAAUCCAACACCUUUAACCAGGACACCAGACUAGUUGUGUUCAAACUGCAACCGAAGUGCAUGUAGCUUCAGACGUCCUCCAGCCCUUUCCCCUGCCAUGGAACUUCAAGGGCGCCAGCCCCUCGGAGUCACUCGGGUCCUCACGGACACAGAUUGGUCGGAACCAUGGAUUUUAGCUCUUGUGUUUUUCCACAUAGUCUGCUUAUUUUUUACUUACCUUUCAUUCCAGCACUAUCGUUUGCAAAUAGGACAUUUUCUUUCUAUCAUGAUCCUGGUAUUCUGUGCAGAAUAUAUAAAUGAAAUAGCAGCUGCAAACUGGAGAUUGUUCUCAAAGCACCAGUACUUUGAUUCCCGAGGAAUGUUUAUUUCAUUAGUGUUCUCAACACCAUUACUGCUAAAUGCCAUCUUCAUAGUGAUUGCUUGGGUUUAUAAAACAGUGAACGUAAUGACAGAACUAAAGACAAUACAACAGAAAAGGAAAGCAAGUAGAGAAAAUAAGAAAAGUGAAUAAAUAAGUAUUUCUUUUGUAACUGGUGAUGUGACAAGCAUUCUGUCACCCAUAAUAAUUUGAGGUUGGAAGAUUUGGAUUUUUACACUCCUUCAUAAAUGGUGUUAUGUUCUUGUUGCUUUAUGAAAAAAAUCACUUUCUUUUGAGCACACUGUUAGAGCAAUUCUUACAUGGUAUUUCACUAUAUAGACUAAUUCAUUCUGAACUAGUCAUAAAGCAUUUCAUAUGUUUGUUAAAGUUUCUCUAAUGUACUAUUUUAACAUGGCUUUAUGCAUGAAUUAUUCAGGUAUUUAUGAUAGAUUUUGUGCAUCAAAUAUGCCAAGAUGUCAGUCAGAUGAAAAAAUACUUAUUUUAAUAAGUAUCAGUUCAUAAAACUGAUUAGCUGCAUGAUUGUCACCCAUGAUUAAUUUCUGUUUGG
Messenger RNA from Python bivittatus (Burmese python), 1060 nucleotides. RefSeq names its product transmembrane protein 18 (gene TMEM18). NCBI's taxonomy places the organism in Eukaryota, Metazoa, Chordata, Lepidosauria, Squamata, Pythonidae. The record is from RefSeq and is a predicted model, not a curated record. Gene Ontology annotation, cellular component: nuclear membrane.